This is a messenger RNA of Tetranychus urticae (two-spotted spider mite), 1815 nucleotides long. RefSeq lists its product as uncharacterized. The record is from RefSeq and is a predicted model, not a curated record. NCBI's taxonomy places the organism in Eukaryota, Metazoa, Arthropoda, Arachnida, Trombidiformes, Tetranychidae. Gene Ontology annotation, molecular function: protein binding.
CUUUUCAAAUUCACCAUUUUAACUGUGCCUUUGUCAGUCAAAUUUUGUUUUUAUUCAAAUCAAGUUCAACUUUACUAUAAGUUGUUUUAAAUCCUUUUUCUUGAUCUAUACCUUUUCAAUCUGUUGUUGUUUGCAUUAUGUUGCAGAUUAAAAGUGAAGAUGAAAUCGAGUUGAUUAAUCGUUCAUCAAGAUAUUCAGUUUCUAAAUCAUUGAUUUGUGAAAAAAUUCCAUUUUUUAAUGAAUUGUGUUCUUCUCAAGUUGUGAGGAAAUUUCAAUUUGAUCUAAAUGAAUAUUGUUUCGAACCAGUAAUUAAUUGGGUGUAUUCCGGUUGGAUUGUAAUCAAUAUGGAAAACGUUUUGCCAAUGUAUGAAGUUUCUGACCAUCUGAGGAUUGGAUCGAUCAAAACUGUGUGUCAAUCAUUUUUAGCCGAAAAUUUUACCGCCAAACAAAUCCCUACGUUAAUUAAACAUGUGAAAGAUGAUUCUUCGUUGCUUAACUUCAACAUGCUCAAUUCUUUUUUGAGCAGAAAUUUUCUCAGGAUUAUGCAUGGGGAAUAUUUCUUAGAAUUUCCGUUGGAAGUAGUUAAAUACAUCCUAUCAUUGGAUUUAUCCAUUGAAAAUGAAUAUCAAGUGUUUCAAGCCAUCCUUAAAUGGAUCAAACAUGAUCAAUCGCGUGUUGUCCACCUACCAGAUCUGAUGAAAUGUAUCAGAUGGUGCUAUACUUUUGGAGACGAUUUGAACAUAAAAGAAGACGAAUUCAUCGUCAAAAAUCUUCCGUUAAUUGAUGAACUUACAUGUCAACCUGACGUAUGUCGUAAUUUAUGUUUGAAUAGCCGAAUCAAAGAGAAACAUUUAAUUUCUCUAUAUUUUAUAAAAACUGAUUUCAUUGGGAUUAGUUACUACACCGGUGAAAAUUGUUGGGAACCUUGUGGUUCAUUCGAAGCCAACUUUAAAAUUCCUACUGGAAUUAUCGACAAGGAGCAUGUGGUGGAUGUCAUCUUUGAUUCUGGACGAGCUGGGCUGCGAUUUGAUUUUGUUAAAAAGCAAUAUCGUUGGCUAGAAAUGUCUGGGUCUCCGCGUGCUUAUUACAAUCAACUCUACGAUUGUUUUAGACCAAAAUUUGACAGAGAGAGUUCCUACAGAGCCUACAUUCAAGAUGGAGUUAAAAAAAUUGAAAAAUGGUGUGAUCUGGAAAAAAACACACUUAUUGAAUACAACGGAGAAAUGAAUAUCAUCUGUUACCCUCAAAAGGAUACAAAAUUAUUCUGUUUCCUUCCCGUUGAACAUGUUCAUUGGUACAAUAACCCAUUCGAUGGACAUCGAAUCCAUGCAUGCAUUUUAAAAGAUGUAUGUUACAUAAUUACUAAGUCAUUGACGUUCCGUGUCUUCGACAUGGUAAAGAAAACCAUAGAGAAAACUAAGCCCUUUGAAGGAAUGAACUUAAAAUUUGAAGACUUGCAAAUGGAUCAACAUAAGUCAAAUGUGUUACUGUUGAUAAGAUCGCAACAAAAGAUUAUGAUUUUCGACACUUGCAAAAAGACUUGGAGCUUUAUGGGACAGAUACAUUCUGAUAAUAAAAUGAUUGCAAUAACUUCAACUGAUAUUUCGUUUCAGUUAAUUAAAAAGUUGUAUUCAAAAAACAGAGUAAAGUAAAAUUGAAUCUAUCAUUACAUGUAUUAUUAUCACCAUUCAAUCAUGAUUUUGUAUCAAACUGUAAACCCUUUCAAAAUACAAUAAUGUAUUGAAAACUUUGAGAUAAUCGAUAUUUAACCGAAAUAGUUUUUUAAAUUGUUUUAAUAAAUUGCUUUUUUCUUGA